Messenger RNA from Anopheles coluzzii, 562 nucleotides. RefSeq names its product anaphase-promoting complex subunit 11 (gene lmgA). Gene Ontology annotation, biological process: positive regulation of mitotic metaphase/anaphase transition; protein ubiquitination; anaphase-promoting complex-dependent catabolic process. Gene Ontology annotation, molecular function: zinc ion binding; cullin family protein binding; ubiquitin protein ligase activity. NCBI's taxonomy places the organism in Eukaryota, Metazoa, Arthropoda, Insecta, Diptera, Culicidae. Bases 202 to 456 code for a protein of 84 amino acids. The record is from RefSeq and is a predicted model, not a curated record. The transcript is spliced from 2 exons. Gene Ontology annotation, cellular component: nucleus; anaphase-promoting complex.
UUGCGAACUGUCAAACCGAGACGGGCCCACAGCCAAACAAAAUACAAAACAAACGGAGAAAAAUCGGCUUCCUUUCGGCGUUGUGCGCGAGUUUUUCCCCGUUUUUUCCGCUGAAAAGUGCCGAGUGUCUGCCCUGGUGGAGCCAUUUUACGGGUGUAUCCGUUUUCCGAUGGUGCUUGACCGAAUGCGGUUGCUGUUAGGAUGAAAGUCACAGUUAAAAGCUGGAUGGGUGUCGCCGUCUGGAAAUGGCUGGCCAACGAUGACAACUGCGGCAUCUGUCGUAUGGCAUUCGAGGGCUGCUGUCCGGACUGUGCCCUGCCCGGUGACGACUGUCCGCUCGUGUGGGGCGCCUGCUCCCACUGCUUCCACAUGCACUGCAUCGUGAAGUGGCUCAACUCGCAGGCCAACCAGCAGUGCCCGAUGUGCCGACAGGCGUGGAAGUUUAACGACAAGUAGUGGGCAGCAAACGGGGGGUAGAUGGUACGCUGUUCCGACCGAGGUGUUAACGCGUGGAAUCGGUUUCCGGCGUUAGUAAUAAUCGUAAAGCUAAGGGUAAUGAUGA